This is a messenger RNA of Scatophagus argus, 6008 nucleotides long. Its product is annotated as CSC1-like protein 2. The record is from RefSeq and is a predicted model, not a curated record. Lineage: Eukaryota; Metazoa; Chordata; Actinopteri; Scatophagidae. Gene Ontology annotation, molecular function: nucleic acid binding; calcium-activated cation channel activity. Gene Ontology annotation, cellular component: plasma membrane. The transcript is spliced from 24 exons. The coding region runs from base 402 to 2912 and encodes 836 amino acids.
UCUUUGUGAUCUACUUCUAUUUACGUCAAGCUCCAAACCCGACCGACUUCGCCUCUUGUUGGACUGGUUAGGUUAGCGAUCGUUGUUUCACUGGCUGACGGUCACAACAGUAUCAGCGUAGACUUGUCUAUCGUUACUAUCAACUAAACAGUUUGACUGACCAGAUCCAUCUGGUUAGCUUUAGGGUUGUGUUCAGGAAGGUGCAACGAAAUAUAAUUUGAUAUGUAAAUUAGCCGAACGUUGUUAGAUUAGACUUAGUCGCCUCCACCUGUUAUUUGCUACAUCGAGGGGCUAAGUUAGCUAACGUUUACGUUACGGUUGUUAGCUCACAUUAGCUAAUUGUGUUAAUUUUUGUCCCUGCUGGCUAUCAUAGCAAGGUUGUCAACAUGCUGCAGUGAGUGAUGCACAGAGUUUUGAUAUUAACAAUGGCCAUCUGGGGGGUGCAAGGAUGCUCCGAUUCAGAGAACUGUGCGACACUAACCCCCAAUUCCACCACCAAGGAGUACUGUUACUCGGCCCGAAUUCGCAGCACAGUGCUCCAGGGUUUGCCUUUCGGCGGGGUGCCUACUGUCCUUGCCCUUGACUUUAUGUGCUUCUUGGGGCUCCUGUGUGUGUUCUCUGUCUUGAGAAAAUUAGCCUGGGACUAUGGACGUCUGGCUCUGGUGACUGACGCUGACAGAAUGGAUCAACGGUACAGUCGGCUGGAUGAUCGGGAAUAUGUGGCCUCUGGCCUGAGAUCAGAGACACCAGAACGCUAUGAACGUCUUACCUCAGUUUCGAGCUCUGUGGACUUUGAUCAGAGAGACACAGGCUUCUGUUCCUGGCUAACUGCCGUCUUCCGCAUCAAGGUUGAUGAGAUAAGGGACAAGUGUGGUGAGGAUGCAGUGCAUUACUUGUCCUUUCAGCGGCACAUCAUUGGCCUGCUGGUAGUGGUGGGCGUGCUCUCUGUUGGCAUCAUCUUGCCUGUUAACUUCUCUGGAAACCUACUUGAAAAUAAUGCCUAUAGUUUUGGGCGAACCACUAUAGCAAAUUUGAAUGCAGAUAAUGCACUACUGUGGCUGCACACCACUUUUGCAUUUCUCUACCUGUUACUGACGGUUUACAGUAUGAGACGGCACACCUCCAAGAUGCGCUACAAGGAGGAUGACUUGGUCAAACGCACUUUAUUUGUCAAUGGAAUCUCCAAAUACGCAGAGGAGUCUGAGAUUAAGCAACACUUUGAACAUGCGUAUGAUAACUGUGUUGUACUGGAAGCUCGUAUUUGUUACGAUGUGGCCAAGCUGAUGUAUCUCAACUCUGAGAGGAAGAAGGCCGAGCGCAACAAGAAAUUCUUCCUUGACCUGCAUUCCAAAGAGCAUAUUACCACUACGAUCAAUCCGAAACCUUGUGGACACCUUUGCUGUUGCAUCAUCAAAGGCUGUGAGCAGGAAGAGGCAGUGAGCUAUUACACCAAGCUUGAAGCACAAUUAAAAGAUGACUACAGGAAGGAGAGAGACAAGGUUAACAGGAAGCCCUUGGGAAUGGCCUUUGUUACUUUCCAGAACGAGUCAAUAACUGCCAUAAUCUUGAAAGACUUCAAUGCUUGCAAGUGUCAGGGCUGUCAGUGUCGUCGGGAGCCCAGGAGCUCUCAGUUCAGCGGGAAGCUUCACACACACAACUGGACUGUCAGCUAUGCCCCUGAUCCACAAAACGUCUACUGGGAGCAUCUGUCAGUUGGAGGAUUCUCCUGGUGGUUCCGCUGCCUUAUCAUCAACAUUAUCCUCUUCCUCCUCCUCUUCUUCCUCACCACCCCAGCCAUCAUCAUAUCCACAAUGGACAAGUUCAAUGUUACCAAACCAGUGGAGUAUCUGAAUAAUCCAAUCGUCACCCAGUUCUUCCCCACCCUCCUCCUGUGGUCCUUCUCUGCCUUACUUCCUACCAUCGUCUACUACUCUGCCUUCUUCGAAGCCCACUGGACCCGGUCAGGAGAGAACAGGACCACAAUGCAUAAAUGCUACACUUUCCUGAUCUUUAUGGUUUUGUUGCUGCCCUCCCUAGGACUCAGCAGUUUGGAUGUUUUUUUUCGCUGGCUGUUUGACAAAAGAUUCUUGGCAGACGCGAAGGUCAGAUUUGAGUGUGUAUUCCUUCCUGACAAUGGAGCCUUCUUCGUGAACUAUGUCAUUGCGUCUGCAUUCAUUGGUAAUGCCAUGGACCUGCUGAGGAUCCCUGGUUUACUUAUGUACAUGAUCCGCCUCUGCCUGGCUCGCUCGGCAGCAGAGAGAAGGAACGUCAAGAGGCACCAAGCCUAUGAGUUCCAGUUCGGGGCAGCUUAUGCUUGGAUGAUGUGUGUCUUUACCGUGGUUAUGACCUACAGCAUCACUUGCCCAAUCAUUGUCCCUUUUGGGCUGAUGUACAUGUUGCUGAAACACUUAGCAGACAGGUACAACAUGUACUAUGCCUAUCUGCCCACCAAACUGGACAAGAAGAUCCAUUCUGGAGCUGUAAACCAAGUGGUGGCUGCUCCUAUUCUCUGUCUCUUUUGGCUUCUGUUCUUCUCUACUGUUCGCUCUGGAUUUUCAGCUGCGACGUCCAUGUUCACAUUCAUAGUCCUGAUCAUCACAAUCAUUGUCUGCCUGUCUCACGUCUGCUUCGGACAUUUCAAAUAUCUCAGUGCUCACAACUACAAGAUUGACACCCAGGACGUGGAUGGUUUGGAGAAUGGGCGUCCAGUGUGCCCCUCUGCCUCCAAUAAGCAAAUGUACAUUGCUCAGGUACUUCAAGACCCAAAUUCAGAGGAGGCUGGUUCAGGCAGUGGCGAGGAUGAUGGCCAGGGGUCCUCGCAGGACGAGGAAAUAAUCAAUGUUGAAAAUGGCCUGAAUGAGGACUUCCAGUCUGGUGAGGACAGCCUCAUUGAUAAUGAAGUGCGGCACUGAUACUACCUGGAACUGGAAAAUAAUUCCCUCAGUUUUACUUGAGGAGUACACUGAAUAUGUGAAUUAAACCCGGAACUGAACCAACAGUUCUCCAAAGCAUCUUAACCUCCGUGGAGGGACUUUACACUAACAUAAGCACACUGUCUACUAAGGAUUAAAUGGAUUGUGGAUCAGGGACCCUUAACUGGGUCUAACCAAACAACAUCUUCUGUCUGUGUACCUGCAGAGGGAAUUUACUCUGACAAUGCAAGGGCAGCAACAUCGUCCUGCCCUGAUGUAGCUGAGGCACAACCCAAAACACUGAACAUAGACCCAUGAAAGACACUAAUGCACAAAUGAAGAAUAUUUUGCCUUGUCUUGUUAGGGGAAUGAUAUUCUUUAUGGGUUUCCUUAACAUUAUUGCACUUGAAAGAGAGGACCUGUCUAUAAGCUUGAGCUUCACUAAGGUACUGUAUACAGCAUGCCUUCAAGUUCAAAAGGUGUAGGGAUUUCCCUGUAAUCCUUAAUCAGUAUCUCUAAUCGCCAGCACUACUGUAGAUGCUUCCCUUGAAUAAGUAGUUGGUUCAAGAGAGCAAUGGAAGAGUUUUCCACACUACUAGUAAGCUUGGUCUGUGCAAUGCGAUGAUCUCUAAAUGGUUCUUCCAAUUAAUUUCAUAAAACACUUUCUGGGAAAAAAAAAAAAGAAAAAUUAAAAUCAUGCUACUAACACUCCUGUAUGCUUUGACUGUGUACAGCUACAAAACAAUGGAAUUUUCCUUUUAUGACAUGGUAUUUAUUGUCAAGGCAUUGAAUUUUAAAUGCUAUCAAGCUAAAUGCACCCCUAAACUGAAACUGUGGAAGAAGAUAAUUCAUAUUUUGGCACACUACAGUGAUAAUGAUCUUCUAGGCAUUCAGUCUCUGAGCCUUUGUUGGGACUUGCUGUCGGAGUGCUGCUACUGAUGCUGCCCCCAGUGUAGGGAAAUCCUUGCACGGCUGCUGCAGGAGGACUGGAGGCCAGGAGCCUGCUGAUCCUUUUGUGUCUUUCAGAGGAAGGACAGAAAAGCCUUUUGGAGUUUUUCUGGGUCGGUUUCAGAUUAUACUCAUUGUGACUGGUUCUCAUUAUCUGUUUGUUUUCAUUUGUAUCUUUUUGUCCAUGUGUUUACAUCUUUAUUUUGACAUUUAGAAAUUAGCUUUCAGUCUAUUUGGCUACUAGUUUUAUGAAUGAGCUAAUCUUUAUCUUACUACUCAGCCCUUUGUCAGGUCCUUUUCAAUGUUAACUUUAUGUAUACUGUUUCAGCGGUCAGUGUGCAUCGCUACAGUUUCCAAUUUUCCAGGACUCAAUGCUGAGUUAUAAACUCUGGUUGUUAAACUCUGUUUGUGUACUUUUGGAGAUAACAUAUCAGAUGUUAGCCUAGACCGCUCAAGGGAUGUACACCAGUUGAUGAAGUCCUGAUCUAUUUAAAAUCACUCUUUUUCAAACUUAAACUUGAUACAAUUAAAUACCACUAUGCCCCUCUCCCCACUGAAAACAAAAUGGAAGAUAUAUUCAUGCUCAUGUGAGUUGUUAAGAAGUAGUAAAUAUUGCCCAGCAAAUUGUAUGUUCCAUUUACAGAUCUGUUUACUAGUUUUGUAAGGCCUCUGCCAGAGCAAUGGUGAUUUACCCCAACUCUACACACAUAUUCCUGAGCUGCCUCAGCCAUAUUAAGCAGCUUCUUUCCAGGUAUCAGAAAGGCAGAAAUACAUACACCACGUAACCAGUAAUAAUGUGAAACACAAAGUUAGGACCUUACUCAGGACUUAUCAUGUUUCUUGUUUCUUGUCAUUUAAUUUCUUCCUUAGUCUAAACAACACUAUGAGCUGUCCCAUUAAACACAAUGAACAUUGUUGGUUAAGCAAGGAAAUAUGCUGCAGGCACAGUACCACUACAGUCUGCCACCAUGGACCACAUAUUAUUAUGGGAACAUAAUACAUGAAGCUUGUUAUCCUGCUGCUCAGAGAACCAUUGUGGGAAAUGUGCACUAAUCUCACUUUCACCUAUAUGAUUGACAGAGAAGGGCACCCUCCCUCCCCGUGUGUGUGAUGACAGUGGUAACCCUGAACUGUUUCCAUUAUUUGUUCUUGGGUAUAUUAGUACCACAUAUGGGUAGACCUUUAUUUUUAUGGUACAAGUUAAUUGUUUGAUACCAUUAAGUGUGGUGCUCUUCUAGUCAUGAGAGGGCAAUUUUAUAUUUUAUACCUCUUCAUUUUUUUAUACCUCUGAGAUGUCUUGAAGUCUCUGAAUGUGUCCCGUCAAAAUAACAGCUCUGAGCAAGAUACUUCAAAAUCUCAUCUUGUCUAACAACUCCAUUGCUUCAACGCUGAAUGUAGGUUAAUUCCAAAAGAUGAAAGUGGCUUAUAUAAUAGUUUUGCUGUAUUUAAACGGCUUCAAAUGAAUUGUACACAAGCUAACCAGAAACUCUAGAUUUUAUACUAUAACAAAACUUCCUGGUGUCCUGUCCCGUGCCGUGGUAUUUCAUUUGAGUGCAGAGCUCCAUUUGUCAGUCUGAUGGUUGCAGUGAUUUUCAGAAGUCUUUUGUUACGUCCAAAUCUUCGAUCCUCAGUAUGAAUCAUGUUAUUUUAGAGUAUGUUCAAAAGAUCUGUAUAGACAGCGGGAUUCACUGGAAAUUGGUUGUUUUUUCUUUUGUAAACAGUCAAACCCUCUCAAAGAGAAGUUCUCAGUUUGUUUCUAUGAUGUACUCAGAAUGGGUAGUAGAAGGUCUCUGUAUCUCAGAACUGUGUUCAGUCAGAAUGUGGUUUUGUGUGCUUUGCCUUUUAAUUUUAGUUUUACAUUUUUCUAGAUAGAAAGAGUAACAACAUCUCAGCACUGGACCCGUGUCUCAUUUUCUUCUUUCCAAAGGGCCAUCUGUACAGCAGGUACAUAUAUACUGUAUAUAUCUGUCCCCCCCCAGCUCUUUGAACAAUAAACCUGUAUUUAGUCAAGUUUGUCAACUAUAAGAGUUUCUUUGUAAUUAUCCCCUUGUAGAGUUGCAUGAAAAUAUGUACCUUUCUGAAAGAAGAAAUAACACUUGUUUACUCAGACAAAAGGUUAAGUUAAUAAACAAUAAAACACACAUUUAA